This is a messenger RNA of Ictidomys tridecemlineatus (thirteen-lined ground squirrel), 1477 nucleotides long. RefSeq names its product nuclear receptor interacting protein 3 (gene Nrip3). Gene Ontology annotation, biological process: proteolysis. Gene Ontology annotation, molecular function: aspartic-type endopeptidase activity. NCBI's taxonomy places the organism in Eukaryota, Metazoa, Chordata, Mammalia, Rodentia, Sciuridae. The record is from RefSeq and is a predicted model, not a curated record.
GCGCUGUGCUUGCAGUGCUGGAGCAGCUCGAGGCUGAGGGCGCUGGGUGCCGGGAGCCGCGAGCCGCGGGGCCCCACGGCCGCGGGCGCCUCAGCAAUGUUUUACUCAGGGCUCCUCACGGAGGGCGGCCGCAAGGAGACCGAAAUGCGGGAGGCGGCGUCGCUUCGGCAGCAGCGCCGGAUGAAACAGGCCGUGCAGUUCAUCCACAAGGACUCCGCUGACCUACUGCCCCUGGAUGGCCUCAAGAAGCUGGGCUCGUCCAAGGACACGCAACCUCAUAACAUUCUGCAGAGGCGACUCAUGGAAACCAACCUGUCUAAGUUCCGAAGCAGUCGUGUACCUUGGGCCUCCAAGACCAACAAAUUCAAUCAAGCUAAGUCUGAGGGGCUAAAGAAGUCUGAGGAUGAUGAUAUGAUUUUGGUUUCUUGUCAGUGUGCUGGAAAGGAUGUGAAAGUCUUGGUUGACACAGGCUGUCAAUACAAUAUCAUCUCCUCAGCCUGUGUAGACAGAUUGGGACUCAAGGAGCAUGUCAGAUCUCACAAGCAUGAAGGAGAAAAGUUUUCUCUACCCCGACAUCUCAAAGUGGUGGGCCAGAUAGAGCACCUAGUGAUCACAAUGGGCUCCCUGCGCCUGGACUGCCCAGCAGCUGUGGUUGAGGACAAUGAGAAAAACUUGUCUCUUGGUCUCCAAACUCUCCGAUCCCUGAAGUGUAUCAUAAAUUUGGAUAAGCACCGGCUGAUCAUGGGGAAGACAGACAGGGAAGAAAUCCCUUUUGUGGAGACAGUUUCUUUGAAUGAAGACAACACUUCAGAAGCAUAACUACAGUCUAUAGCAUAUCUGAACGUGUGCACACACACCAGGUUGACAGAUUGAGAAAACUGGGUUUGAACCAAAUGCUGUAGCAACUUGCUGUGGACCAAGUCCUUCCCUCUAAUAGAUGCUCCAGGGACUCCUUCCCACUCACACCUUUAUAGACUACUGUCUGUGCUUAGAGAUCUUGUCUGGUUACAGCCAUUGUUUUCUACUUCUUUGAUCACUUAAUUUAUAGACCCUUUUUGACACUGCCAGGUCUCCCUUGUGGCCUAUUUCUCUGCUUCUUCCAAGAAAUUAAUUAGUUAAGUGUAGGGGCUGCCAGGUUGUAUUUCUUCAUAGAUACACUUGCUUUUCCUAUAGCUAAAUGUGUAACAAACAGGAACCUGACUUUUAUCUCUUUCAGAGAUAUAGGAAACCUAUGUAUUGGAAUUAGAAUCCCUUCUAAUUAAUUGAUUUAUCAAGUAUGAAUUGAUGGUAAAGAGCCCAGAUAAGUAAUCUAGUCCAAACCUUGAUUUAAAGGUCCAGAGAGGCCAGUGAAUUAUCUAAACUUAUAUUUAAAGUCAGUGACAGAAGGGACCUAAAAUUCAAACCUGAUUUCUAAGCUAAAGCUCCUGUGCUGACUCAUUUGUUUUCAAGCCUUAAUGGAAAGCAAAGAGGUAUGUGU